Talaromyces stipitatus ATCC 10500 is the source of this 1831-nucleotide messenger RNA. Its product is annotated as adenylate kinase, putative. Gene Ontology annotation, biological process: ADP biosynthetic process. The transcript is spliced from 4 exons. The coding region runs from base 136 to 957 and encodes 273 amino acids. Lineage: Eukaryota; Fungi; Ascomycota; Eurotiomycetes; Eurotiales; Trichocomaceae. The record is from RefSeq and is a predicted model, not a curated record. Gene Ontology annotation, molecular function: ATP binding; AMP kinase activity. Gene Ontology annotation, cellular component: mitochondrion; cytoplasm.
AUCAGAGCUUGAUCAAGUCAACUUCUCUCGUCCCACGACCUCUUCCUGUUUUCAAUUCCUUCUUCUUCCGUCCAGAGAGACUUUUCCUCGCGAUCAGCGCUCUCGAUUUUUUCUCCCCCUACGGAUACCGAUACAAUGGCUCCCAUUACGCAGGAUACCGUCGACGGUCUCAAGGAUGUCAUUCACAAGCUGGAAGCGCGCGUUGCCGACUUGGAGAGCCGUCUAGUUCACGGCGGUAGCCCUGCUUCCAGCUCGAAAUCUAUCGCCGAACAAUUCCGUAUUGUCUUGAUGGGUCCUCCUGGUGCUGGCAAGGGAACUCAGGCUCCUCGUCUUAAGGAAAAAUUCUGCGUGUGCCAUUUGGCCACCGGUGAUAUGCUGCGAUCCCAGGUUGCCAAGAAAACGCCGUUGGGGAAGGAAGCGAAGAAGAUCAUGGACCAGGGUGGCUUGGUCAGCGACGAGAUCAUGGUCGACAUGAUCAAGAAUGAGCUCGAGACCAACUCCGAGUGCAAGAACGGAUUUAUCCUCGACGGCUUCCCGCGUACCGUGGCUCAGGCCGAACGUCUAGACGACAUGUUGGCCGCGCGCAAAGAAAAACUCCAACACGCCGUUGAAUUGCAAAUCGACGAUGCUCUCCUCGUUGCUCGUAUAACCGGCCGAUUGGUCCACCCUGCCUCUGGACGCUCAUAUCACAAAAUCUUCAACCCACCCAAGGAGGAAAUGAAGGAUGACAUUACCGGCGAACCCUUGAUUCAACGUUCUGACGACAACGCCGAGACCUUGAAGAAGCGAUUGGCCACGUAUCAUGCUCAAACCGCCCCCGUCGUCGACUACUACAAGAAGACUGGUAUCUGGCGCGGUAUUGACGCUAGCCAGGAACCCGGUCAGGUCUGGAAGAGCCUUCUCGGUGUGUUUCAGCCAAACUCGAGCAUUUUGAGCAAAGUCGGUUUGUCCAAAUAAGCUUUUCGAUAUAUUGUGUGGAAAUGGGUGAGAGAGAGAGAGCAUAAAAGUGCGAAUGACAAUAGAUUUGCCUUGUCCAUGGCAUCACACGUUGGACUGUGAUGAACGUUGCUUAUGACUGUCUAAUAAUGCAAAGAUCAAGUAAGUCCUUUCUAGCCUUCUCUUGGGCUGGUUUGUUUGAUAUGUUGAAACUAUUGCAGAAGCAACCGAGCUUGCAUAUAGCUGCUUGAUUUGUUUUCUAUUGUAUAGUAAUUUGGUACUUGUUGGAUGAAUAUCAUAUGUUCAAUUCUUUUGUUCAAUGUAGAGGGAAAAAAAAAGAAAAAUUUACAACGCAACAGGAUAUUCAACACUCUCAAUCUUCUCCGGAUAAACCAACCCAUUCUGCCUCCUCACCUCAUCCAUAACCUCCAUAAUCACAAUACUCUCCUCCCACGGCAUCCUCUCACUCUCCAACUUGCCAUCUCUCAGGCACCGCGCCACUUCAUCCGCUUCCCAAUACAUCCCAUGUCCUCCAUCCGGAAACUCACACUCCCACUCCCGAAUUUCUUUCUUCUCAUCUACCGGAACAACACGAUACUUCACCGGCCGAAAAGCAGGACCGAAAAUCUGAAUCUCACCCUUUGUCCCCUGGAUACGGAUUGAUGGUGUGCCCCUGGGAUGGGAAUGAACCGCAAAAGCUGUUGUGGCUAUACCGUGUGAUGCGCGUCUAUCAUCUGCUGGUGUUGUUGUAGGGAAGGUUAGGAGGAUAGUGGUAUCCUCAUCUGCGCCUGUGGCUGGGUAUUUUGUCAUUGACGAUUGGAUUGUAGAGGGUGGUUUGCGUUGGGACGGUGGUAGAGUGUGAUAGAGCGUUUGAAAGACCCAUGUUAGGGAGUAG